CUUUACAUGUAUAUAGAAGGGAUGGCCCAUUCUGUAGCAGUCGCAGUGUCGCGGAAAGACAGAAUCGAAGGAAUAUCACAUGUGGCACUGCUCUCGCAACAGUUCAGUUCUAAGCAUGAAAGUUAUUAUUGUCCUGUCGUGUUUUAUACUAGGUGCUUUCUCCAGCACCAAGCUUGAUUCCAACCGUUACCUGGACAACCUUCUACAAGUUCCCUAUCCCCAGUACGUGCGCGCUCUCGGCCUUACAAGUAUCAACCUGAGCGGUUUUCAACUUAAGGUGAAGAAAACAAGCUUAAGCAACCGGGACUUGAAAGCAGAGUUCCACAACGGCAAGCUGACGCACCCAACCUUAACGAGGCUUGGAGACUGUUCAGCCCCGGGCUGGCAAGGCACCAAUGUCACUCUGGGGUGCUAUCUGUCUCUAGGUAGCUUGCGUGUCGAGUACAAUGGAACGGCUAAAGGAGACAAUGUGUUGGCUACAAACAAAAGCAUAGACCUCACCGCCUUCUUCAUGGGGUCUAAGGCGUUUCUGGAAGUCACGUCUGCUCCAGGUUCUGUGCCAACUUUGAAGACAUGGAGCGUCCUUCCACUGAACACUCAGUUGUUCUUCUCGAAGAAGCUGGAUUUGAACGCUUCGAGGCAGACAGCGUUUGAGACGGAGGUGAAGAGAAACGUGGUGUCUGCAACUCUGAGCGCCUUGUACGGUGGUAUACAGCACGCCCUCACUAGUGCCGUAGGUGUCACAAAAACACCUUUGCCGUGAAGACUGUGGGCGGCAUCUGUCGUGUGCGUCGUUUCAUGUCGUGUAUUCGAAACGCGAACUGAAUGCAACAUGUUGUUCGUCUAAUUGUCUGCGAGUAUGUUCGUGUAUUAAACGUCGGUAACACAAGUUGUAGCACCA
Molecule: messenger RNA, 901 nt
Organism: Ornithodoros turicata
Lineage: Eukaryota; Metazoa; Arthropoda; Arachnida; Ixodida; Argasidae
Exons: 4
Coding region: 80-763 (227 amino acids)
Source: RefSeq, a predicted model, not a curated record